GGGACCCUCUCUCUCUCUCAAACACACUUCAACUGAAGUAAAGUGAAGUGAAGUGAAGUAGAGAAUGAGGAGUAAGAUUGGAUUUGAGAUGGUGGUAGUUUUGGUGACCCUUUUGCAUGUUUGUUUGGUUUGUGUCACUGCUUCUUCAUUAGGGAACAACUAUGAUGGAGAGCAUCUCAGAAGAAACCUUCUUGCUAAUGGACUUGGUAAAACUCCUCCUAUGGGGUGGAACAGUUGGAAUCAUUUCGCCUGUCAAAUUAAUGAAAAAAUGAUCCGAGAAACUGCUGAUGCCCUUGUUUCAACUGGUCUAUCUAAGCUUGGAUACACCUAUGUUAAUAUAGAUGAUUGUUGGGCUGAACUUAAUCGUGAUAAUAAGGGUAAUCUGGUGGGAAAGAAAUCAACAUUUCCAUCUGGCAUCAAAGCUCUUGCAGAUUAUGUUCAUAGCAAGGGUCUUAAGCUUGGAAUUUAUUCAGAUGCAGGGUAUUUUACAUGUAGCAAACAAAUGCCUGGUUCACUAGGUCAUGAGUUCCAAGAUGCCAAAACUUUUGCAUCAUGGGGCAUUGAUUAUUUGAAGUAUGAUAAUUGUUACAAUGAUGAAUCAAAGCCCACUGUGAGGUAUCCUGUUAUGACUCGCGCUUUAAUGAAGGCAGGUCGUCCAAUCUUCUUUUCGCUAUGUGAAUGGGGAGAUAUGCAUCCAGCUAAAUGGGGUGCUAAAGUGGGAAAUAGUUGGAGAACUACUGGUGACAUAACUGAUACAUGGGAAAGUAUGAUUUCAAGGGCUGACAUGAAUGAAGUUUAUGCUGAGCUUGCAAGACCUGGUGGUUGGAAUGAUCCUGAUAUGCUUGAGGUUGGAAAUGGAGGGAUGACAAAAAAUGAGUAUAUCGUUCACUUCAGUUUGUGGGCCAUUUCAAAGGCUCCUCUUCUUCUAGGCUGUGAUGUUAGAAAUGUGACUAAAGAGACCUUGGAGAUAGUUUCUAAUAAGGAAGUUAUUGCAGUUAACCAAGAUUCGCUUGGCGUACAAGCUAAAAAGGUUAGGAUGGAAGGUGAUGCUGAGAUAUGGGCAGGUCCUCUUUCAGGAUAUAGGGUAGCUGUUGUGUUGCUUAAUAAAGGCACUCAGAAGCAUAUAGAUAUAACAGCUAAUUGGGAUGACAUUGGCAUUCCACCAAAAACUGUUGUUCAAGCAAGAGACCUUUGGGAGCACAAGACAUUGAAGACACCUUUUGUGAACAAGUUGAGGGCAACCGUAGAAUCACACGCGUGUAAGAUGUUCGUGUUGAAACCAGUUGCAUGAGUUCUAGAAGACUAGAAGACAGUUACUUAGAUUGGAGCUUAUGGAAGCAUUGUUGGUAAUUGGAAAUAAGUUUGUUUAUUUCUGAGUAAAAUAAAAUAUCAACUUGUAUAUCAUGAGUUUCAGUUUAUUUAAUAAAGAUUGUUCAUCUGCUUCAACUUCAAUUAAUUGAAGUUUUCUAUUAAUCCCUCUAGAAUUCUAACUCAACAAUACCACAAAAACAUGAAAUAAUAUUGGAACUUACAUAUUA
Molecule: messenger RNA, 1538 nt
Organism: Medicago truncatula (barrel medic)
Lineage: Eukaryota; Viridiplantae; Streptophyta; Magnoliopsida; Fabales; Fabaceae
Product: alpha-galactosidase 1
Exons: 15
Coding region: 65-1291 (408 amino acids)
Biological process (GO): carbohydrate metabolic process
Cellular component (GO): plant-type cell wall
Molecular function (GO): hydrolase activity, hydrolyzing O-glycosyl compounds
Source: RefSeq, a predicted model, not a curated record